Drosophila mauritiana is the source of this 926-nucleotide messenger RNA. Its product is annotated as UPF0692 protein CG33108. The transcript has 4 exons. The coding region runs from base 62 to 865 and encodes 267 amino acids. The record is from RefSeq and is a predicted model, not a curated record. Lineage: Eukaryota; Metazoa; Arthropoda; Insecta; Diptera; Drosophilidae.
AAACAGCUGUGGCCAUUGUCUGUUAACUUGCUUAGUCUAUUUAUUUAUUUAAUCAAAUACCAUGUCGAAGAUUUCAACUGUGGCACCACCUCCUCCCCCACCGCCCAUGAUAGUCACUCCUAGCACACCUUCUACAACAAAGGAACGUCCAGUUGCAGACAGUAUAACCACCGAUGAGUGCAGUUGGGCAUGUGAGUAUCCUGAGGUGCAGAAAGGAUGCUAUUUAAGUCGCGUCUGCCAAUAUACACCACCGAAACACUGUCAAUACUACUCCAUAAACAGCAUAGUGCAGGUGGGACCUACUUGUGGCUUAGUGGCCCUAAGCAUGUUGCUCGGUGGCAGUCCCACGGCAGAUGAUCUCCUAAAGGAUGCAAUUUACCAGGAGUAUACCCUUAAUGGUGAACUAUUUAGUGCUCAAUAUUUGUUUGAACUGACCCGGAAGCAUAUGCCAGGACCUGCUGCGUGCCAGUUGCAUGUAGGUCCUCUGGACUGCAAAAAAGUUAAGGAACUUUUAAAGGCCGGAGGCUGCCUACUAGUGCCCUACGAUGCCGAUGUAAACCAUGCGCCAUGCGUUAAAAAUGGACACCGAGCCCAUUGGGCUUUGAUUGUGGGUUACCUGGUGGACCCACAGGACCGGUUUUAUGUCCUGGCUCGUCAUGGUAAAUCUCGUAACCUAGCCGUUUGGCCAAUGGACACGCUCAGCCACAGCAACGAAAAUUUAAAAGAGUUUGCCCAACCCAAGGGCUACCCAGAUGAUGAGUUUCUGCUGCCACCGGGUGGAAUAAGCGGAUCUCUGGGCCUCAACGAGCGCUGCAUUCUUGUCAACGGCCUGCCAAAGCAGGUGAUUCAUGUUCACUGGUCCUAGAUAUAUGUGCAUCGAAAUAUUUUCAAUAAAAAAACCUUUAUAAUUUCGUAGUUAACUUUAA